AUGGAAGUCGAAGAUUUCUCCUCCACCAUAAUCUUCACGCUUGUAAUACUGUCAAUAGUGGCUAUCUUUGCUGUACUUGGUAAUGGCUUCGUUCUCGGUAUCAUUGCUCGCUUUAAGAAGCUUCGCACCUUUCCAAACAUUCUGAUUUCCAAUCUAGCGUUGGUCGAUUUUUCCAACGCACUCAUCAACGGACCUUUAUACAUGCUUUGGGGUGUCUUGAAAGUCAAAUGGUUUACAGGGAAGACACUGGCGAUUAUCUCGCUUUUUCUGCUCCGCCUCUUUAUGUUCCUAAAUGUUGUCUCCAUGUUGGUGCUGCUGGGAAAUGCUUUUCUAGCGAUAGCACUGAACCUGAAAUAUUUCACCUGGAAGACCAUCGAAAACGCUUUGGCCAUAGUGCUGGGUGUGUGGAUGGUCUGUGUUAGCAGCGCGGUUGUCUCCUUAUAUCCUCAUUCUGAUACCGACCUUCAAGAUGCUUCUGUGUCCACAUAUCGUGGUGCUUUUAUGAAUCAAAGUAAUGUGCUUUUAACAGUAAUCGGCGCGUCGUUCAUCGUCAUUGGAAUAGUACUCGGCGUCAUGGCUUACUGCGCUAUUCAAUUGAGGAAACGGCAGGUAAGAAGACAGAGGUUAAAUUAAAUGGUCCGCUUUUAUUUUCGACGACUUUUGCUAAAAUCUUUAUAUUUCAUGCUCAACGGACGGUAGCACGUUAACCGUUAACUAUUUCUUCGCAUGUAAGAAGAAAAACGAAACUCUUCUCACAUGUAGAAUUUUUUUAUCAUUCAGAUAAAAAAGAAAGAAUAAGUAAAGAAAUGGAUUUAAGGAGAGAAAAAAAGUGGGUCACAAUACCACCUCAGAAAGUAAAGUACAGUGAAAGUUAAGAUAUGGCUGUAAGGCUGUAGCCUGCGUAGCUGGGGGUUUUGUGUUCAGAGCGCGCAAAUGAGAAGCAAAGCUGCGAAAGCGCGGGCGAACGAGCGCGGUCUCAUUCUCCUUGCAGCAUCGCGACACGCCAUUGCCCCCCUCCUAACAUAACUGCCAGCUAAGCAAGUUAGCAGCAAUCAUGUACAUUUCUCCCUUAUUGAGCGCGGUGUAAAACUAUAAAACGGGUGGCCUGACAUUGCAGGGGCACCCAACGACCGUUUUCUGGGAAAUGAUCUGAAAUGGCUCGUUAUGCAUCCUGGAGUGCUUUAAAAGCAAUAUAAAUGAAUAAUUCGCAUCGCUAAAAAAAUUUGAUCUGUUCGGUCGUCCUAGGAGUGGUUUGAACCUCUCGAAUUUUUUAGGGCUGUUUUUCGCCUUUCCCGAAAAUAUUAGCCUACAGUGAAAGCUUUCCGAAAACGUAAGAUUACCUGACGAGCUUUUGCCUUGACCGAAAUUUUUAGGGGUCCUUUCAAGUUUUCUCCGAAAACUUUAUGUAGUCUGAGAAUGUCUCCGAAUUUUCUAGGGCGACGUAGAAUGUAUAGAAAAUUCUAGGUGUAAAAGAAAAGGCAUUUAAGUGAUUUUAAAGCCAGUUGAAACGUCUAAUGAAUGUAUAGAAAAUUCUAGGUGUAAAAGAAAAGACAUUUAAGUGAUUUUAAAGCCAGUUGAAACGUCUUGUACCUGCCGAACUCAAUUCGCACGGCACUUGCCACUGACUUGCGGAAAAAUCUGAAAUACGGCAUGGCACUGACUGAUUACAACGCACAUUGAACGCAGUCAGCUAAGGCAGUUGGCAGAGUUGGGAUCAGUUAAAUGGAAAUUCCACACGACUGAUUCAACUCUUAGCUAAAUGCUGAUAACGUCAUUGCAAAAAAUAACAGACUCGAUUAAAAAGUGAGGAUGAUUUCUGAUCCGGAUUGUUGUGAUUUGGGGCUGUAUUUUGACUGGCUACUCGAGGUUAGGUUACUCGCGUGGUAUAGGUCUGAUAGGUCACUGAUAGGCGGCGAGGGUGACUGCCGCUAAACUGCUAGCUGCUGUUAACAAGCUGAUUACUCCGGUGAGCUGGAUUUUGACAUCCGAGUGAUUUUUUGGUUGUCGACAAUCAGCUCAGGGAAUCAGCAGGACCGUGCACCGACCCGUGACUUCGUCUCGGUCAAAAUACAGAAUAUACAGCACAGCUGCCAGCUGAAUAUAUUAUCCCCAAUCUAGCCCCAGAAAGCCUGUAUGCAACAGAUAACGGGUCUGUAUCACCCACUCAUCACCCUGCAAAUUAGGGUCACCGAACAACCAAAAAUUAAAGUUGCCAGCAGUAGUUUGCCCUUGCUCCUCGCCCCCAUCCCCCUCCCCACACACCCCCCAGGUGGCGAUGAGCGAGCACAGAAAAAAAAAAACAGUGAAAAAACGUCUGUUUUCGCGGGCUAAAGUUCACUGAAACGCUGAAAGUUUCCUAUUUUCUACACAGUUAACUGUAACUGCAAAUGUCAGAAAUGUGACUUUAUUAAAAUUCGGUAGAUCAGAUACAUCAGUGAUACAUGCGCAGCGAGAACAGUGCUACAAUAGCGUUGUCUGGUUUAUCCCACCGAUCCCUCCCUCCGGUAGUCAUGCUGCGAUACUGUCCCGAGUACGCGUAACCGGUAAGCCUGGUACCCUCAGAAAAGGGUCGUUGGGUUUUAAAUCAGUUGGGUGAAAUUUUCGCUAAUGAGACGAAGAGACUGCCGGGUUUAAGCUCUAUUCUUAGUUUACGAAAGCUACGAAAUUUCUAGGUGCCGAAAUCAGAAUGUAGAGAUUACUACGAAAGCUACGAAAUUUCUAGGUGAUCUAGAGAUUACUACAAAAUCCGAAAUUCUUAGGUGAACAAACCACACAAAUCCCGAAACUCUGAGCCCUACGAACAGUCACCACGAAACAUUUUCGAAAUUUUUAGCUGUUCUUGGGCUCCCGAAAAUUUUAGCCAUUCUAGAGGGCUCCGAACAGAUAUUUCCCCGAAAACGGUCGUUGGGUGCCCCUGACAUUGCGGCAUGAAUACACAGCCCGUACUGAGAUGCUAUUGAAAAAUUCUGAGCAACUUAGAAAAUGUAACGGUUCGGGAUUCCAGUCCGCCGGGAUUACGUGAAACUGAAAGCAUGUUUCACAUCUCUUCUCCUUCUAGAGGGCACCCAGUAGCAUUCAAUUCUUAUAAGUUAUCUAAAACCUUUUUCACUUACAGAGAAAGCGGCUCAACCUGCCUCGACUACAAAAGGACGCCAGACAGCAAAUGGAUAUCAAAGCUGCCAAAACCAUCUUCAUUGCUGUACUCGCAUUCCUUGUAUGUUACAUACCGCCCGUUUGCGUUGUAGCCAUCUUGACUCGUGUUAAGCCCGAAUCCAAUGGCAGAACUUUGCUUGGUCACUUUGCUUACCUUGCGAUGCUCAUGUCGAGCGGGAUUAAUCCUAUCAUCUAUUGUUUCCGAGUCAGAAGGUUUCGUCGCGCACUGAUACAGCUUUUGAAUGAUCCCUGUGGAAAGACUCCUUUCCAAGAUUCCGACCAAAAGCUACGAUUCAAACACAAUGUUCCAAAUCAGAAUGCAAGGAAAAUGGGUUUCACGGUACGAAGGUUCGAAAAGCAGAAAAAGGCUGGAAUUGAGGAUGAAGUAUGUGGAUUAGACGGCGUACCUUAUCUGGUCAGGGCUUUGUCACCGCAAAUUGACCAAUCUGAGAACAUCCCACAGUUAACAUGGGUGGAGAACCACCCCAGAAACUGCGCAGGGACAUGCUCCGGGGUUGAGAGUCCAGCACCCGAAGCAGACUACACACGUCAUGUAGUCACAGUGGAGGUACACCCAGUACCUUACAACAAACCACUAAAGCAGAAAGUAGCGAAAAAGCCAACAUUAAGUGAUGAUUACCCCGCAAAUGAUCACCUUGUCUGUAUUUAUUCAUAUCCAAAGGACCAACUUUCAAAACGAAAAGUCCGCCCUGAGAAUGACAUGUACGUUAAGAAUCAAACAGCGCAAGAAUUCACCGCAGAGGAGGGCAUUAGUCUCCACAAGGAAAAACCAACAAACCACACAAUUGCACAACAUCUUCCCACCAGCGCAGACUGUACAGAUCAACUCACUGAAGAGAUAAACGUGGAACCGAGGGAGAGGCCAUCAGACCAGAAAAUGAUAGAAAGUCCAACAGUCAAUGCUAAUUCUAUUGUGUAA
Porites lobata is the source of this 4093-nucleotide messenger RNA. The record is from the annotation of a GenBank genome assembly. Lineage: Eukaryota; Metazoa; Cnidaria; Anthozoa; Scleractinia; Poritidae.